This is a messenger RNA of Aureobasidium uvarum, 639 nucleotides long. The record is from the annotation of a GenBank genome assembly. Lineage: Eukaryota; Fungi; Ascomycota; Dothideomycetes; Dothideales; Saccotheciaceae.
AUGAUCAUCGGUAUCAGCGGUUCGCUGUCUAUUGUCUACUGCACCAUCGGUCUUUGGGCACUCGAGCGCUUCGGUCGUGUCAAGCCCCUCAUCAUCUCCGCUGCUGGUCUUGGAGCCGCUCUCGUCUGCAACGCCGCCAUGUCUCAACAUCUAAACCCCAACAAUGGGAACAUGCUUCGCGCAAUGGUCGCCAUGAACUUUGUCUUCUCGCUCUUCUACACUCCUCUAGGUAUUAUCUCUUGGGUUUACCCUGCUGAGAUCUUCCCGGUCGAGGUCAGAGCUUUCGGAAACGCGACAACGACAUUUACCAACUGGGUACUCAACCUCAUCUUUGCUCAGUUCACUCCUCAGGCCCUGAAGACGAUUGGCUUCCGCUACUUUUACGUCUUCUUUGUCUUCAACGUGAUUGCAAUGCUCUGCUACAUCUUCUUCUAUCCUGGUAAGUUGUGUCGCUGUCCAGACCGUCUGAGCACUCUGCUAACAAAGCUUGCACANGAAACCAAGGGCAAGACCCUUGAGCAGAUGGACGAGCUGUUCGGUGACCAGUUGGUGCCUCACGCUCUUGAAGAUCCAAAGGGUGCCGCUAUUGCCAUGGAGAAGAACAACUUUGCGAUGCACGAGGAGGUUGUCAGAGAUUGA